AUGACUCCAAAGGAGUUUAUUUCGCACUUCCUCAGCUCCAAAAACCCCGACUUGGCCUCGCGACGCCGCUAUUGGGCGACAAAGACUGGGUAUGAGGGCACAUUGCAUCUGGUUGAAUCUAUUCGAGAUAAAUUCAACUCAACUGAUGUAGGAGAAGGCUGGUGGACUCAGUUCAUCCAGAAGGAAGCCAUCAACAUCCUGAUGCGAAACAAUGUGCGCCUGGCCCGAUCAUCAACCGGUCACUGGCAAAGUUCUCAGUCGGUCAAGCCGGAGUUUUUUUCCGAGGCAGCCAAGGCCAGGCGAGAGGAGAAACUUGUGACAGAAGAGAUGCCAUUCUUGUAUGGAAUCCUUGUUGGGAUGCUCAGGAAUGGCGAGUAUCCGGCCGGCAAUGAAGAAGAUGUGGUGAUUGAGGGUCCUCAGGAAUCCAACACGCAUCCCAGCGACACCUUUGAAGCACAGCUAUUGGAGAGAGAUGGUGUUGCAUACACCCCAAUCCCUUGGAAUGAAGAUCAAGCUGAACAGCGAUAUCAUCAUGUUAGCCAUUCUGGUAUUACAUUCAAAAACUCGGACACUUGUUGA
This is a messenger RNA of Puccinia graminis f. sp. tritici CRL 75-36-700-3, 579 nucleotides long. RefSeq lists its product as uncharacterized. The transcript is spliced from 2 exons. NCBI's taxonomy places the organism in Eukaryota, Fungi, Basidiomycota, Pucciniomycetes, Pucciniales, Pucciniaceae. The record is from RefSeq and is a predicted model, not a curated record. Bases 1 to 579 code for a protein of 192 amino acids.